AUGAAGAGAUUAACUUUGAAUUUUCAGGUCACCUUUUAUGAGGACAGGAACUUCCAGGGUCGCUCUUAUGAGUGUAUGGGUGACUGUGGUGACUUCUCCUCCUACCUGAGCCGCUGUCACUCUUGCAGAGUGGAGAGCGGAUGCUGGAUGAUGUAUGAUCGUCCUAACUACACGGGAAAUGGGUAUUUCUUCAGGAGGGGCGAGUACGCUGAUUACAUGUCUAUGUUUGGAAUGAGCAACUGGAUCAGGUCCUGCCGUAUGAUCCCCAUGUACAGGGGAUCCUACAGAAUGAGGAUCUACGAGAGGGAGAACUUCAUGGGUCAGAUGUACGAGCUGACGGAUGACUGUGACAGCAUCAUGGACCGUUACCGCAUGCCUCACUGCCAGUCCUGUCAUGUGAUGGACGGCCACUGGCUCAUGUAUGAGCAGCCCCACUACAGAGGCAGGAUGUGGUACUUCAGGCCUGGAGAGUACAGGAGCUUCAGCAAUAUGGGUGGCAUGAGAUUCAUGAGCAUGAGGCGUAUCAUGGACUCCUGCUACUAGGGUUUCAAUAAAAUUAUUUUUCUAAAACACUAAACAUUGCGCCUGCAAAAUCUUUACUGUCCCUAAUAUGUGCAUGUCUAAUCAAUCAUAAAAAAAUAAAAUAAAAAAAAAACUAAUGAAUUAAACAGACUAACAAAUAAAAUAUAUAUAUAACAAAAAAAAAAAAAAAAAAAAAAAAAAAAAAAAAUAUAUAUAUAUAUAUAUAUAUAUAUAUAUAUAUAUAUACACACACAUUACAAAAAUACAGCAUAUAUAAACAGUGAUUCUUUCAGUGUAGAAAAUAAUCUAUAAUCUAAUCAACUGAUUCAAAUACCAUGUGGCUGAAUUUUUAUUUUUUUAUUAGAACUCUUUGCAAUAGAUAGGGAAAAUCAUUUUCACUGCAUACAAGGGUCUAUUUCAUGCUUUUAAGAGCCAUCCAAAGAAAACAAUAAUGGGUAAAACAUCUACUAUAAAGCAAAAUUACAAAUGUUGCUGGC
Messenger RNA from Ctenopharyngodon idella (grass carp), 1019 nucleotides. RefSeq names its product gamma-crystallin M2-like. Gene Ontology annotation, biological process: visual perception; lens development in camera-type eye. The record is from RefSeq and is a predicted model, not a curated record. The coding region runs from base 1 to 543 and encodes 180 amino acids. Gene Ontology annotation, molecular function: structural constituent of eye lens. The transcript is spliced from 3 exons. Lineage: Eukaryota; Metazoa; Chordata; Actinopteri; Cypriniformes; Xenocyprididae.